Acanthochromis polyacanthus (spiny chromis) is the source of this 9560-nucleotide messenger RNA. RefSeq names its product zinc finger, FYVE domain containing 26 (gene zfyve26). The transcript is spliced from 43 exons. Gene Ontology annotation, biological process: regulation of cytokinesis; double-strand break repair via homologous recombination; mitotic cytokinesis. The coding region runs from base 200 to 7960 and encodes 2586 amino acids. Lineage: Eukaryota; Metazoa; Chordata; Actinopteri; Pomacentridae. Gene Ontology annotation, molecular function: metal ion binding; phosphatidylinositol-3-phosphate binding. Gene Ontology annotation, cellular component: midbody; centrosome; lysosomal membrane. The record is from RefSeq and is a predicted model, not a curated record.
CAGCUGAUACAGUCACAUGACCACCGCUGUGCCGUUAGCAUAAUAGGUAGAUAGAAGCCGUGUAGCAGGGAGCGUAAAUAGCCCGGACUGAGGGGAAACACCGCAAAGAAAUGCGUGCAGAAAGCUCCAGGUUGCUCCUAGCAAAGGUGCAGUUUCAGUUGUGACCGCUGAGCCGAGGAGAGUCCCGGUGAAGGUGACAAUGCAUCCGUUCGGCCGUGAAGCUGAGACGUCACUUCAGGACCUGUUUGAGUAUUUCAAGAGGUGUCUGCAGCAUGCAGAGUGGGAGCUGGCCAGAGCUUGUGUUCCACAGCUGGUGAACUCAGGAGGAGAACUUUCAGAGCAGCUGCAAGUCAUAAUCAGAGCUAUUGUCACCCAUCCUUACAGCUUAAAAUGGGAGUCCAUAGGAAGUCCUCACAGACUGGCCUGGUUUUGGCUGCAGGUGUUGGAGGAACACACAGAAGAGCAGGUUUCUCCCAACACCAAAAAAGAACUGGAGUUUCUGUUACUUCUGGAGGAGCUGGAGUCACAGGGCAUACCAGAGGCUGUUCUAAAGGAGUUGCGUCAGGCCUUCUUGAACUCCCAGUCUGAGCAUAAGACCUCAGAAGAUUCAGGAACAGCAGGUUCUGCCGUGGAGUCGUGUCUGCAAACCCUGCUGGAGAAAAAGAAGCCGAGACUCGCCCAGACUUUAGCACAUUUCUUACAGGACCAGUCGUGCUCGGAGGACCAGACCCUGCAGCACACGUUCAUCCAGCACCUGCUGAAGAAGCUGGGGAAGCCGGAGAGGAGCGCGGAGAAGGUGGAGGUCUGGAUGGAGGAGAUCUAUGGAGUGUUGGCCGUGAUGCCGUGGAGCUCUCAGAGAGGCGACGGGCAGCUGGAGGCUCUUUGUGAAGCUCUGUGGGCGGCCAGAGAAGGACCCCUGAAGGAGGAGAGGAUCCUCAGCUGCCUGUUUCGACCUCGAUGCGACGCUUUGGUCACGACUUACUGCUGCACGGCUCUGAGGCUGCAGAGGGAUCAUCUGCUGAGGAACUCACCUCAGACACAAGUGGACCUUCCCGAAGCCGAAAAGCUGACCCUCAGUUUAUGCUGCCACAAGGAUCGUCCCUCAGCCUGGAAGUCCAUUUACUUUGAGUGCCUUAGUAGUGGGAAGCACUUUCUGGAGCAAGUCUUGGUUACUGCACUCGACCUGAUUAAACACGAGGAGUUCAGUCAGCUGAAGGACUUACUGCAGCUGGAGUUUCAGCCGCUGUCUCGGCUGCUGUUGCUGCUCGGAUGGACUCAGUGUCGCAGUUUAAACUCUGCUCAGACGCUGCUCAGCAUCCUUCACAAGGAGCAGGCAGCAGCCAACGACUGUGUUCUGCAGGAGUUUGCCAAUCAUUUGUCAUCUCAGCUCGUAAUACUUGAAUGGUGUAAAAACAACAAUCCAGGGAUUUCCAUGGAAGCUUUGGUAGCUCAGCUUCACACUCUGGACAAUCACUCAGCCCUCUAUAUUCUGCACUCUCUGACUCCUUUAGCUCAGUUUGAAGAACGCAGGAUAUUAGAUCUACUGCAGCAAGAUUCACCAGAAACAGAGGACGCUGAGGCAGUCCGUACACUCAACCCUGGUGUGCAGAGGAAUAUAAUAUUGUUCCAGGGCUUCUGUGCCAUGAAGUAUGCCGUCUACGCACUCUGUGUAAAUGUACACAAAUACUCAAGCUGCACAGAGUGUGAGUCCAUGCAGCAGCAGAACUCUGAAGCAGAAAUGGACCGAAACAAAACCUCAUCUUCCUCAGAAGGUUGUAGUUUCGUUUUCCAGCACUACCUGUCCGAGUGUCAGCUUUAUCUAGAAACGGUGCCUGCCAUGUUCCGCCUGGAGCUCCUGGAGAAUAUCUUCUCCCUCCUCUUUCUGUCCACCGCUGAUUUUGCCCAACAGACUCGUACAGACUCUCAGUCAGAAGGUUUAUCAAAUACAAGAAACACAAAUGUAGAAUCGGACGCUAAGAUACACGAGACUGAGGAGAAAAGGAGGCAGAACCAGAAGCUGCAUUCGAGUCCAACAGCUGCCCACCGUCACCACCUGGACCUGGGACACUUCAUACAGGGCUGCAGGGGGUUUCUGGUGGACAUCACUGCCAUGGAGGGCUUUCUGAAGCUGCUGAAGGAAGGGCUGGAGGGAAUGUGUGUGGUGGGUCAACAGGAGGGACAGGAGGAGGGAAGAGCGCUGCUUCAAGAGGCCGAGGCGGCGGCCUGUCUGGGCUGCUCGGUGACUCCUGAGACGUUCGGGGCUCGACUGCAGAGGUUGUCUAAAAGGACAGCGGAGGCUCAGUGGAGGCUGCAGAUCAUCACCAGCAACCAGGGCAGUGGAAAUGGUUCAGAAAGUCCUCUCCAGAUGUCAGCAGUCAGUCGAGGUACAACGUCUUUGAAGCGCAGCGUGAGCUCGAGUCUGAGGAGGAGAAGGAAACCAGGGAGGCAUUCAAUAGAGAGACACUCGUCCGUAGAGAAACAUAAUGGAGAAGCCAGCACGAGUGCAUCAGAUGGUGGAGGCGGACCAGCUUCAGGUUGUGCUGAACCAGAGUUUUGUCCGUGUGGAGGCUCCCACAGCUGGCUGGUUCCUGCCAUGUUGUCGCCUCCAGAGUCUCUGCUAAUUUCCUGCAUCCGCCGAGGAAACUUCAUGGAGGCGCAUCAGGUGUCUGUGGUGUUUGAUCUGGAGGCGUCGGCCUGCUGUGGAGAGCUGGUGUUCAUGGAGCGCUACAAAGAAGUGCUGGUGGAGUUGGGGCAGGUGGAGCAGAAGAUGGAGCAUCAGUCCAUGUCUUCGUCCUCGUCCUCCUCAGAAGGUUUGGGAACAGCAGCUGCAACAGGAACAGGGACGGGGACAGGGAGGAGUCGUCUGGGCAGCAGUGGAAGAUCAACGCUGCAGGCGAUAGGAAGCGCUGCUGCUGCAGGUGUUGCUUUCUACUCCAUCUCAGACAUAGCCGACCGCCUCCUCAGCACCCCAGCUCACCCGCUGCCCUCCCUGGAGGAAGGUUACUGGCUGAGUCGCUGCUCUUCCGACGCUCCCGACCUCCUUUACACGCUGCUGGCUGAGCUCAGCCCUUCAGCCAUGGCUGCCUUCGACCUGGCCUGCUGCCACUGUCAGCUCUGGAAGACGUCUCGACAGCUGCUGGACACGGCGGAGCGCAGACUCAACAGCAGCCUGGAGGCUCGAGGAGUAAGAGUUGACCCUAAAGUGCCUCAUGCUGAAGGGAUCUGUGGAUUUCCAAUGAUAUUACAUCAGAUCAGCAAGAUCCUGAGUCACUCAUCCACUCAUAAGGGCUCCGUCAAAGCAGAAGCCGGUGGGGACGACCAGGUGUCUUCCAGCCCGUUUGGUUGCUCCAUCCAGGAGGUGCUGCUCUGCUGCCACCCGACGCUGACUGAAGAGUGUAUUUCUGCUCGGCUCGGCCUCACUCAGCGUCUGGAGAGCACCCUGCACAAUCUGAGCACCGCUACUGACGGCAUAGACGGCAGUGUGAGCAGCUCUCUGAUGGCCCUCCUGGUUGAACAGGCCAGUCUGAAGCAGUCGGAGCUGGACGCUCAUCCUGUUCGCUCCAGCAUGAAGCAGCUGCUGCGUUCUCUGGAUCAGCUCUGCCCCUUCGAGCCAGACGGAGAACUCGCCAGACCAGAUUUCGUGCGCAGCUUCUUCGACUACGUCAACACAUUGGCGUCUGUUUUAGUGCGAAGCCUCAGUUCAGAAGACUACAACAGUGAAGUGAAACUCGGGAAUCCACUGCUGGUGUUGCUUCAAACCCCAUUUCAGCUUUUCUCCCACCUGCUGUUUGACCGGCAGGUGUCUCCUGACAGAGUUCUGUUAUUGCUGCAGCAGGAAGGUCUGCGCCUGAGUGUCCAGCAGGUGAUCGUCCAGCGAUGCUGUGAGACUCUUCCUGUGUGGAUCUCAUGUCCGGGUGAUGACGGAGUCUCCGGGAAAGACGACGGACCCUUCAGUGUCGCCAGUUUGUCUCUUCUGCUCCAACAACAUGCUCAGGAUCACGUGACGACUCUGGGAAUCACAGAGUCUCAGUCUGACGUGAGUUCCGAGUCCGAAGUCUCAGUGGACGACCACUCAGCUUCCCCCACCAACCUCUCCACGUCUCCGCCAUCCACCUCUUCAUCCUCAAACUCCUUCCUCCUCACACCAUCAGCCCUGUCUUUCCUGAAGUCUCGCUCUCCUUUACUGGCCCUGCUGGCCUGUCUGACGGCCUGUAAAGGAGAACCUGCUCGGGCACAACCCUCUGGCUGGUCCGGAUACUUCCGCAGCGGCCGUAAAGAGGUCGUCCUGGAUGGUGAGCAGAUUUCAAGAGAAGCUGACAACCUCUUGAAGGAGUUCCCCAUCCUGCGGUCUUUCCUUCAGACCAUGGCUGAACCGGUGCUGGGAACCCCGUUAGGCGAAGACGAGGAGAGUUCUGCUGGUCUCGGAUCAGUCAUCUGUGGGAAACCUCUGGUCAGCCUCCUGCUCUCUGGGCCUCAGGAGGAGCUUUCUCAGGCUGCGGCUGCUGAGGCCUUCCAGAAAGCUCUGGCCUCCAGAGACCUGAGCCGAGCCCUCAGUCUGCUGGAGCUUUAUGGGCAGGGCGGAAGCCAGGAGGGGGCGCUAAGAGACCGCUUACUGGCCUUUGCUGCUCUAGAGGAUGGAGAUGAAGGUAUCGGCCAUCUGUUCCGGGUGCAGGAUGCCAACCUGCGAGCCCGAGUCGCCCUCCAGGCUCUGGAGCGAUGGCCUCUGUCGUCCUGCCUGGAGCUGCUCGAGUUCUGCCUCAAUGACUCCGACACAGAGCCCUCGCUGAAGACAGACCUGGAGCUCAAGAAGAAAGAACUGGACAUCUACCACGCAAUGUUGAAUUUACAGCCCCCGUUGCCGUGGGCCACGUGGCAGGAGCUGAGAACCAAAUCCAAGACAGACUCUGAGAAAAUGCUGUCUAUGAUCAUGGAGGCAAAAGAGUUUGCUCUUUGUGCACAGUGGGUAGAGCUGUAUCCCGUAUCCAACCAGCUGAGACUGCAGCUGCAGACUGAACAUUUGCUUCAUCUGCUGGAGAAGGGGCAAACAGAUGAAGCUUUUCAGCUGCUCGAGGGUUUGUCAGAUUUUGGCGUCGGUCUGGAUGUUUGUGAGCGCGCUCUGGAUCGGCGGCCCGGUUUGCCUGCCUGUCACUUCUUGGCCGACUACCUCACCAUGCAUUUCCAGAUGCAGGUGUCUCCAGCACGUCGACGACACAUUCAUGCCCUCCAUCUGGGCUCCAAGGUGUUGCUGACUCUUCCCCCGGCUGCCAGGCAGGAAUACUUUGCCCUGCUGUCGGACCCGCUGUUGAUGCUGGAGCAGCUGCUGAUGAACCUGAAGGUGGACUGGGUGGAUGUGGCGGUUCAAACCCUGCGGAGCCUCCUGGUCGGUCAGGAAGCCGGAUUUAACGCCGAGGACAUCGAUAAGCUGCUGGCGGACUACGCCUGCAAGGCCCUCGACUUCCCCUGCGCUCCCAGAGAGAGGUCUCGAUCCGACUCUGUAAUCAGCCUGCAGGAGACGCUGAUGCAGUGUCCAGCUCAGGACAGCAGCUCCCUGAUGUCCAGUCGAAUUGAAUCUCCAUCAUCCUCCGCAAGCAGCACCCCGACACACACCUCCUCAAUGAGCAGCUCAGACAGGGAAAGAGGCUCGGCAGGGAAGAAACGUCGCUCGUCCACAAAGUUCCAGCCUCCAGAGCAACCACCGGCCCGAAAAGACUGGGUCCCCGACACCCAGCAGGUCGUCUGCAUGGUCUGCCAGAGGGAGAGGUUCACCAUGUUCAACAGACGGCAUCACUGUCGGAGAUGCGGCCGUCUGGUUUGUCACGCCUGUUCUGAGAAGAAGAUGCCCAUUGAAGGAUGUCCAGGAGACGAAGUCAGAGUCUGUGAUCAGUGUUACGCCUACUUUCACCCAGACUCCGACGAUGAGCAGGAACCAGCUGAAGUGGCUGGUAGUCCUGUCGUCACAGAGUCGACUCUGGACGGGAUGUUGCAUCUGCCUGAAGUGGUCCAACGACAAUUUCAGCUCAGCUCAGACUCUGCAGAGAACCAGCUGCUGCGGAGCGAAUUCUACUACGAACAGGCUCCCAGCGCCUACCUCUGCGUGGCCAUUUUGUCUCUGCACAGCGACCAAACAGCCUGCGGUCACCAGCUCAUCGGCCACUGCCGCUCUUUAUCUCGUAACCUGAACAACCCGGAGGUGGACGCCUGCCUGCUCACCGACAUCAUGAAGCAGCUGCUGUUCAGCGCCAAGCUGAUGUUUGUUAAAGUCGGCCGCAGCCAGGAUCUCGCCUUGUGUGACAGUUACACCAGUAAAGUCGACGUUCUUAAGAUUCUAGUGACGGCCAAUUACAAAUAUAUUCCCUCUCUGGACGACAUUCUGGAGACUGCUGCCGUCACGCGCCUCCGUAAUCAGCUGCUGGAAGCUGAAUACUACCAGCUAGCAGUGGAGGUGUCCACUAAGAGCGGCCUGGACCCUAGCGGUGUGUGGCAGGCCUGGGGAUUGGCGUUGCUGAAGGCAGGAAUCCUUUCAGCGGCCAGGGAGAAGUUCACUCGCUGCCUGAAGCCCCCGGUGGACCGAAACCAGCUCAGCCAGGGUCCUUCACUGCUGCAGGAGGUCGUCCAGCACCUGGAGACCACAGUGAGGCCCAGUCAAGCCACGCCCUUUGAUGAAGACAUUCUGGCUCCUUUACGGGAGCUGGAGGACGCCCUGAACGAUGUCGCUCCUGUGGAUCGGUCAGAGUCUCCGACGAAGAGCAACAGCUUCCACCAGGAGUGUCUUUACUACCUGAACACGUACGGGACUCACCUGGCGCUCAUCAGCUUCUACAUGCGCCACGACGGUAUGAAAGAAGCUCUGACGUACCUGAUUAACAAGGACUGCCCAGAGGAGAUCUUCCUGGAGGGUGUGCUGCAGCCCAGUCUGGAACGAGGCUGUCUUGGCAUGCUGCAGGGAAUUCUGGAAAAACUGGACCCGGGCCUGGAGUCGUGCAGCCGUUACCUCAUGGCCUCCUGUCAGUUCCUGCAGCGACGGGCGUACUAUCACUCUCUGUACCAGCUGCAGCAGUUCAUGAUGGACCACGUACGUGCAGCCAUGACCUGCAUCCGGUUCUUCACGCAUGGAGCCAGUUCAUACCUCCAGCUGGGGGAACGGCAGCGCUGGUUGGUCCGAGCCAAAGAACACCUGAAGACGUACCUGCAGGAGCAGCAGGGUCGAGGUGGAGGAAGGAGGAGGUCGCAGGUCAACUCUUUCAGGAAGAUGAUGUCCUCCAGUGAUGUGUCCAGACACAUGAAUACGAUAGAGCUGCAGCUGGAGGUGACCCGUUUCCUUCACCGCUGUGAGGCUGCGACGUCCUCCAAGGCCCCACAGACCAGCAGCCCGCCUUCCUCCAAGUCCUCUGGAUCCAGUUCACUGCCUACGCUGUUCGGAGGAAGUCCUAUGAAGGUUGAAGUCGCCUGCAAGGUGAUGCUUGGAGGAAAAAACAUAGAGGAGGGUUUUGGCAUCGCUUAUAGAGUCAUACAGGACUUCCAGCUGGAGGCCCAGGCCGUCUACGUUCGGGCCGGUCAAAGACUCGUCCGACAGAAGCAGUAUGGAUCUGUGAGGCAGCUGCUCAAGUGUGUCGGCGAAUCAGGAACUGCCACCAAAAACGACUGCGACGCCCUCAUCCUCGACUGUGUCUCCACUGCAGAUAAAGGACCGGCUGAUGCCAAGGAGCUGGAAAGUCUCAUUCUGGAGAUGAAGAGCGCAGAAAACAAGAUCAAAGCCUACCUGGUUUGCAGUAAGCUGAGGCCGGCGUACCUGCUGGCGGUGAAGCUGGAGUCGAGCCGAGCCGGUCCGCUGGUUCAGGACGUCCUUCAGGCCGCCGAGGGAACUCAGGACUCGGUGAUGCAGAACAUCUGCCGGCAGUGGCUCUCUGAACACAGCAACAAGGCGCCUCAGCAGCGGCAGGCCCGACCCAACGCCAGGUAAAGGCCCAGUCAGUCGGCGAAACAAGGGAUCACUCAGACAGCAUUUAAAAACUAUACGGAAAAGAGGAUUCAUUGUUCUUGGGGGGUGAACUGACAUGACUUUGCAUAGUCUGUAAUUGAUACCCGGCACUUAUUUCAACUAUAAUACAGCUGACACUCAGUUUUUACACCUUUUUCAUUCAAUUUCCUGUAAAAUUUUAUUACAUUUUGCACAGAAGCACCACAUUUAGCUGUCUGUCGUCGUUUCUUGUCUCUUCGGGGAGGAAAUUUGACUUCAUCGUGGAAAUAUUUCAAAAAUCUAAAGCACAUAAAUAUAUUAAAACUGGAUCCUCGCCAAAUAGAACAAACCCUGAUGGCCUCUGUUGUUUGAGGUCGCCUUGCGUGCUGUAAAACUCGUGAAUCACCGCCGUGCUUUAUCUCUACGCCGGAAAUAUUUAGCUGUUAACACUCAUCUGUGCAGUAUUUGAGAAGGGGGCAGUGUGAACGUGCGGGAGCUACAACCACUAUUGUGUAACAGAAAUGCUUUUCGCAGUGUCCAGGUCCAGUCACGCUUGCGCAAUAUGAGCAUAUCUUUAUGGUAUUUGUGUAAGUUUUACCUCCUACCUCAGCCCAAAGGGAAAAUAUCUACAACAGACUGGAAGGCCUCUAGAAAGGUGUUACAUGUAGGUCUUUAUUUCCCCAUUUUUAUGUCGUUUUUGCGCUUGAAUAAGGUUUUUACUUGUGAUGUACCUUGACGAAUCUAAAAAAUUGUCGUGUUUUUGUAAUCUGAUGAAGCUGUUAUCCUGUUUUACCUGUACAGCACAUUGUGUGGUCGGCUUUCAGCAAAUGCACAAGAAGGAUUAGUGUCAAACCGUUUAAAAUAUUUAAGAAACUGCUGAGACGUUUCCAGGAAAUGUUAAAGUUUUUAGGAUACAGAAAGGGACCCACACUAGUUCAUUUUCCAGUAAUUCGACUUGUAGUCAGUCGUUUUAUUUCCUAUUUAGGCAGUAAUUGCUCCAAGUAAUGCUGAUUGGACAUCACGUUUUCUUGCUUUGUUCUCACCGGAGACGUGACCCACAUCUGUCUGAACUGUAGAAAUCCACAAUGAAUCACCUAAACACAGGAGGAGUCAAAUAAUGUUCCAAAAAAAAGGGAUUUAACUGUUGCCAUAUGUUGUUUUUGCUUUUAUUCACAAACCUGCAACCCAGAUAACGGUGCAGAUGUAUAUCCACGUUAUUUUUUAGUUGAUUUAUGUCAUAGUUCUUGUUGUCACGUGGUCAAGUAGUCCAUCUUUACUUGGAGGAGAUCCUGUGUCGUCCCUUUGCCUUGCUUUGCUGCUGCACUAGUCGGAAAACGGAGCCAGAUCCAGUGUUAAUUGACGUGAAAUGAAAAGAAGCCAGUUGAGACUUGAGAUGCACUCUAAUUCCUCUUAACUUUGACUGUUGUGUCUCAUCACUGCCGCACUUUAUACUUAGCGAAUUAAGAAAGAAAAUAAUUAUAUGGGGAAUAAUUGUAAAAUAUGUAACACAGUAACUGCUUCAACGAUGCAGGGAUGAGUGAUUUUGAAAUGUACAUGGUUUCUCCAUCCCUUCUAAAAUAAACAUGGAAUAUUUAAAAAUGUG